AUGAUCGAGGCUGUGUACAUCACAGAUGUGUCAAAUACAUUGAUAUUUGAAUACUGCAAUGGUUUGUCACUACCUAAGUACAAAACAAUUCUCCCGAAAAUAACCGAUAUUGAUAGUGAUCAAAUAGGUUUCGAGAACUCAUCUACAAACACACCGAUCAAAAUCGUCAUCAAUUCAACGUACUAUGUAGUUGGUCACAAACAUCAGUCACUACUUAUAUACGUCUUGUGUUCUGAGGAUAAAACCGUAUCCAAUCCACUCAUUCCACACACAUUCAUUACACGAUUCGUUGAAACUUUGCAAGACUACUUUGAUGACUUGACUAGAAGCAAAGUUGAAGCCAACACCGAUAUAAUUACCUUGAUAUUGUAUCAAAUGCUAGACGACGGAAUGCCUUAUAUAACUGAUUUCAACAAAAUAAGAGAUUCGGUUAGCCAUACUUCGCUACUUUCGAAAAUCAUCAACGAAGCAUCAAAAACGACUGGAUUACAACCGGAAGUCAAGCAAAGUUUCACUACUGAUAUCCCAUGGCGAAGAAAUAAUGCCCGACAUACGAAUAACGAAAUGUACGUUGAUGUGAUUGAAAAUGUCAAUAUGAUUUUGAAGCCAAUUGUAACAAAGCUGAAACGUGAGCAAUACGAUUCGGCGUUUUAUUCAAGUAAAACAGAUAACAAAGUCGACAAUUACGUCUUGAGUGGAUGCAUCGAUGGACAAAUUGAUUUUUUCAGUCAAUUGUCCGGUACUCCCACAUUAGAGUUAACUUUGAAUAAAGUUGGUUCCAACUUAGAAAUGCCCAGGUUUCAUAGAUGCAUAAAUUUGGAUUUAUUUAAGGAAAGACGCGGAGUGCUAUCGUUCAUUCCACCUGAAGGGAAAAGCACAUUGAUGAAGUAUCAAUUUGACUUGAACGAACUAAAAAGCAAUAGAGAAAAGACAAGUUUGAUCAAAUUGAGUACGAUUGAUGUUCAAUUUUCAAUCGAGCCAAAUUCAUCCGAGUUUGAAAUUAAAUUGUUCCCAGCAAAUAUGAUCACAAAAGUUGAUUUCAUUAAAGUUGAAAUUGUUUGCGAAGACGUGGAUGACCAGGUAAAAAUUAAUAGAAUCAGUCAUGGUGAUUUUCAAACAUGUGUAUCGGGCAAACACGAAUGGAGUAACAAAGAUUUGAAAAAGGGCGUGGUUCCUACUCUCAAUGGAACAAUUAUCGCAGAAGACAAUGAGGAACAAGAACAGCCCAAAGGAGAGCAAAACACUCACAAGAGACCACUGUAUAUUAAGUUGAACUAUUCACACAAAGGUCCAGUUCCCAGCGGGAUGAAAAUUGAUAGUUUAUUAGUGGUUAAUGCUAAAGGUUUGGGUGAAAAUAUCAAACCUUACAAGGGAGUCAAGUAUACUACAAAAAGCGGUGAUUACAUUGUGAGAGCUUAG
Molecule: messenger RNA, 1419 nt
Organism: Lodderomyces parapsilosis
Lineage: Eukaryota; Fungi; Ascomycota; Pichiomycetes; Serinales; Debaryomycetaceae
Exons: 1
Coding region: 1-1419 (472 amino acids)
Biological process (GO): intracellular protein transport; endocytosis
Cellular component (GO): clathrin adaptor complex; cytoplasmic vesicle
Source: RefSeq, a predicted model, not a curated record